CGAAGGCCGUGUAGACUUCCCACGUCCUCUACGCUACUGUGUCUGGAAUGUUCAUUUUAUUCUUUGGUAUAGUGAUCUGACGUUGUGUGAAAGAGGUUUAAGGCUACUUUAAUUGAAUGGUAUUAUUUUACCUUGCAACAUAGAUUUUGUUCAUUGUCAUUCAUGUAAUCAAAAAUCAAACUAAAAAAACUAAUCAAUAACUGUAACUAAUUUGUUGAUAUUUUAUAUAGUUACCAAUGAUCUGUGAAGAUUCAGCCGAUUCUGAAGAGGAAAUUCUCGUUUUCGCGGAAUUUGAGGAUUCUAUAAACAUGGAAAACUACAGAUCACUACAUGUGCUUGGUAUUAGUGGGAAAACCCCUAUAAUACAAUUAGAUGACACCAUAUUCACAGGACAAUUAGAAAGCCCCCUUGGAACAUACAUGUUCUUUGCCAGAGAUCUAUCUUCAUCUAGUCUUGAUCCUCUUUUUGACAAAGUGCCAAAGGAAAAUAUGAAGUAUCUUUGUAAAACAGACAAAUACCUCAAAAUGAAGCAUACUUACGUUACUCUUAGGGAAGGUGCAGAAACAGGUGUUCAAAGUGAACCUCCAGAAGAUGAAGCUAAUUUGGUGCCAUUAAAUUUCAAGACAGUACAAGAUGCAAUAGAUACCUUUAAAAUAGAGUGGAAAUCUAAAUUACAAGAAGCUGACAUUAAAGUGACCUCAAACUAUCCACCAUGUGAAGAUCAAGAUAUGACAGAUUUAGAUUAUAAGAGCUGAUAUAAUAUAAGGCAAUUUUGUUUGUCAUAUUUUAUUAUGAAUAUAUUUAUCAAUAUUUA
This is a messenger RNA of Cydia pomonella (codling moth), 814 nucleotides long. RefSeq lists its product as uncharacterized. Gene Ontology annotation, cellular component: transcription factor TFIIIC complex. The record is from RefSeq and is a predicted model, not a curated record. The transcript has 3 exons. Gene Ontology annotation, biological process: transcription by RNA polymerase III. Bases 237 to 755 code for a protein of 172 amino acids. NCBI's taxonomy places the organism in Eukaryota, Metazoa, Arthropoda, Insecta, Lepidoptera, Tortricidae.